ACCAUCCAUCCGUAACACACAAACAGUGUAGGUGUAGCUCCCUAAACCUAGUCUCCGAAGAAUGUCCCGCACAGCGAAGGCAACUUUAUGUGCUUCCUUUUUCAUAUCCUCUCUCAUCAUAUGGGGUGUUCACUUCCAGCAGAAUCAGGAGCGUGAGAAUAUGUACAAAGGUGUGCUACGCGAUGACGAACGCAGAAAAGAGAAAAUGAAGAAAAGGGAAGAAGAAUUUCAAGCCUCCCUCCGCAAAAGAGAGGUUUAUGAACGGGUUCAAACGGUCGUCACAGGCGAUGCUACAGAAGACACAUAGCUAUCUACAACAUUGGCUCCUGCUCCUAGAAUCCUGCACUUCGU
Messenger RNA from Serpula lacrymans var. lacrymans S7.9, 351 nucleotides. RefSeq lists its product as uncharacterized. Gene Ontology annotation, cellular component: mitochondrion. The transcript has 2 exons. The coding region runs from base 62 to 307 and encodes 81 amino acids. Lineage: Eukaryota; Fungi; Basidiomycota; Agaricomycetes; Boletales; Serpulaceae. Gene Ontology annotation, biological process: mitochondrial respiratory chain complex IV assembly. The record is from RefSeq and is a predicted model, not a curated record.